CCCUUUCCCGUGGAAUCUUGGCCGGAUCCAGUUCGCUUCCCUCCGGUCUCCACAUUUUCCCUUCCAGCCCUCCACUUCUCUGGAUCAAUGGGUAGUACGGCUCCAACUCCCAGCUCACACGCCGCUGGCGGACACCCCGGUAACAAGUGAAAGCGCUCCGCCCCGCAGCCCCCCGCCUCUCCUCCCUAGGUCCCCGCGGGCUCUCGGAGGAAAGACGAACAGCCUCCCCUGGUCUCCAGCGCGGAUUUUUCUCUUCAACUUGACCCAGCCGCGGACCGGGAACCAGCCUCAACCUUUGGAUGCACAGCCCAACCACAAGAUUGCUUUCCGUCUCCUCUUGGUCCUUCCUGGAUAUUCUGUUUAUUGAUGACUUGCAAGCCCCGCGGAGAGCUGUCUUCCCUCCUCUUGCUCUCUCUGUUUCCUUGAGUUAGUUUUCCAAGGUUUUACCAAGGCUUCGGAUCUCUUGGACCGAAUGGAACUUUUUGCUGCCUCUUUUUGCUGCUGAUUCUGUCAGUGGACGAGAAAAAAGGCUUCGGAGACAGAAGAGGCGCAGGGGAGGUGGAGGAAGAGGACGAGGAGGAGGAGGAGGAAGCCAAGGGGCUAGGCGCGUGUGUGUGCAUGUGUGCAUGCGUGUGUGAGUGCAUGUGUGUGAGUGCCGCCGCUGCCCAGGACCCCCGGCCCCGAAGGUGCUGGCUGAAAUAUGGAGAAUAGUCUUGGAUGUGUUUGGGUACCCAAGCUGGCUUUUGUACUCUUCGGAGCUACCCUGCUCAGCGCACAUCUUCAAGUCACCGGUUUCCAGAUUAAGUCCUUCACGUCACUGCGCUUCCUGUCAGAACCUUCUGAUGCCGUCACCAUGCGGGGAGGCAGUGUCCUCCUGAACUGCUCUGCAGAGUCCGACCGAGGAGUCCCAGUUAUAAAGUGGAAGAAGGAUGGCAUCCACCUCGCCUUGGGAAUGGAUGAAAGGAAGCAGCAACUUCCCAAUGGGUCUCUGUUGAUACAGAACAUACUUCACUCCAGGCACCACAAGCCAGAUGAAGGACUUUACCAAUGUGAGGCAUCUUUAGGAGAUUCUGGGUCAAUUAUUAGCCGGACAGCAAAAGUUGCAGUGGCAGGACCCCUGAGGUUCCUCUCCCAGACAGAAUCUGUCACUGCCUUCAUGGGCGACACAGUGCUUCUCAAGUGUGAAGUCAUUGGGGAGCCGAUGCCAACAAUACACUGGCAGAAAAACCAGCAAGACCUGACUCCCGUCCCGGGUGACUCCCGCCUGGUGGUCCUGCCCUCCGGAGCCUUGCAGAUCAGCAGACUCCAGCCGGGAGACACUGGAAUCUACCGUUGCGUAGCCCGGAACCCAGCCAGCUCGAGAACAGGCAACGAGGCGGAAGUCAGACUCUUGUCAGAUCCAGGACUGCAUAGACAGCUAUAUUUUUUGCAAAGACCAUCAAAUGUAGUAGCCAUUGAAGGAAAAGAUGCUAUCCUGGAAUGUUGUGUUUCUGGCUAUCCUCCCCCGAGUUUUACAUGGUUACGAGGAGAGGAAGUCAUCCAACUCAGGUCCAGAAAGUAUUCUUUAUUGGGUGGAAGCAACUUACUCAUCUCCAAUGUGACAGAUGAUGACAGUGGAACUUACACCUGUGUUGUCACAUAUAAAAAUGAGAAUGUCAGUGCCUCUGCCGAGCUCACAGUCUUGGUUCCGCCAUGGUUUUUAAAUCAUCCCUCCAACCUCUAUGCCUAUGAAAGCAUGGAUAUUGAGUUUGAAUGUGCAGUCUCUGGGAAGCCUGUGCCCACUGUGAAUUGGAUGAAGAAUGGAGAUGUGGUCAUUCCUAGUGAUUAUUUUCAGAUAGUGGGAGGAAGCAACUUACGCAUCCUUGGGGUGGUGAAGUCGGAUGAAGGCUUUUAUCAGUGUGUGGCUGAAAAUGAAGCUGGAAAUGCCCAGACCAGUGCACAGCUCAUUGUCCCUAAGCCUGCCAUGCUAAGCUCCAGCAUCCUGCCUUCUGCCCCCAGAGAUGUGGUCCCUGUCUUGGUUUCCAGUCGGUUUGUCCGUCUCAGCUGGCGCCCACCUGCAGAAGCAAAAGGGAACAUUCAAACCUUCACAGUCUUUUUCUCCAGAGAGGGUGACAACAGGGAACGAGCAUUGAAUACAUCCCAGCCUGGGUCCCUUCAGUUUACUGUGGGAAACCUGAAGCCAGAAGCCAUGUACACCUUCCGAGUUGUGGCCUACAAUGAGUGGGGGCCAGGGGAGAGCUCUCAGCCCAUCAAAGUGGCCACGCAGCCUGAGUUGCAAGUUCCAGGGCCAGUGGAAAACCUGCAAGCUGUAUCUACCUCACCUACCUCAAUUCUUAUUACCUGGGAACCCCCUGCCUAUGCAAAUGGUCCAGUCCAAGGUUACAGACUGUUCUGCACUGAGGUGUCCACGGGGAAGGAACAGAAUAUAGAGGUUGAUGGACUAUCAUAUAAGCUGGAAGGCCUGAAAAAAUUUACGGAAUAUAGUCUUCGAUUUCUAGCUUAUAAUCGUUACGGGCCGGGAGUGUCUACCGAUGAUGUAACUGUGGUCACGCUGUCUGAUGUGCCAAGUGCCCCGCCUCAGAACAUCUCCCUGGAAGUGGUUAACUCGAGGAGUAUCAAAGUAAGCUGGCUGCCCCCUCCACCAGGAACACAAAAUGGAUUUAUUACCGGCUAUAAAAUUCGACACAGAAAGACGACCCGUAGGGGCGAGAUGGAAACACUGGAGCCAAACAACCUCUGGUACCUGUUCACAGGACUGGAGAAAGGAAGUCAGUACAGUUUUCAAGUGUCAGCCAUGACAGUCAAUGGCACUGGACCACCUUCCAACUGGUACACAGCAGAGACUCCAGAGAAUGAUCUAGAUGAGUCUCAGGUCCCUGACCAGCCAAGCUCUCUUCACGUGAGGCCCCAGACCAACUGCAUCAUCAUGAGUUGGACUCCUCCCUUGAACCCAAACAUUGUGGUGCGAGGUUACAUUAUUGGUUAUGGCGUUGGGAGCCCUUAUGCCGAGACAGUACGUGUGGACAGUAAACAGCGAUAUUAUUCCAUUGAGAGGUUGGAGUCGAGUUCCCAUUAUGUAAUCUCCCUAAAAGCUUUUAACAACGCAGGGGAAGGCGUUCCUCUUUACGAAAGCGCUACCACCAGGUCUGUAACAGAUCCCACUGACCCAGUUGAUUAUUAUCCUUUGCUUGAUGAUUUCCCCACCUCGGUCCCAGAUGUCUCCACCCCCAUGCUCCCACCAGUAGGUGUACAGGCUGUGGCUCUUACCCACGAUGCCGUGAGGGUCAGCUGGGCAGACAACUCUGUCCCUAAGAACCAAAAAACGUCCGAAGUGCGACUUUACACUGUCCGGUGGAGGACCAGCUUUUCUGCAAAUGCGAAAUACAAGUCAGAAGACACAACAUCUCUUAGCUACACAGCAACAGGCCUCAAACCAAACACCAUGUAUGAGUUCUCGGUCAUGGUGACAAAAAACAGAAGGUCAAGCACAUGGAGCAUGACUGCGCAUGCCACCACGUAUGAAGCAGCCCCGACCUCUGCUCCCAAGGAUCUGACAGUCAUUACUCGAGAAGGGAAGCCUCGCACUGUCAUUGUGAGCUGGCAGCCUCCCUUGGAAGCCAAUGGGAAAAUUACCGCUUACAUCUUGUUUUAUACCUUGGACAAGAACAUACCAAUUGAUGACUGGGUUAUGGAAACGAUUAGUGGUGAUCGGCUUACUCAUCAAAUCAUGGAUCUCAACCUCGACACGUUGUAUUACUUUCGAAUCCAAGCACGAAAUGCAAAAGGAGUGGGGCCCCUCUCCGAUCCUAUCCUCUUCAGGACUCUGAAAGUGGAACACCCUGACAAAAUGGCUAAUGACCAAGGUCGCCAUGGAGAUGGAGGUUAUUGGCCAGUUGACACUAAUUUGAUUGAUAGAAGCACUCUUAAUGAGCCACCCAUCGGCCAGAUGCACCCCCCACAUGGCAGCGUCACUCCUCAGAAGAACAGCAACCUGCUUGUGAUUGUUGUGGUCACCGUUGGUGUCAUCACAGUGCUGGUGGUGGUGGUCGUGGCCAUGAUAUGCACCCGGCGCUCUUCGGCCCAGCAGAGAAAGAAACGGGCCACCCACAGUGUUGGCAAAAGGAAGGGCAGCCAGAAGGACCUCCGGCCGCCUGAUCUUUGGAUACACCAUGAAGAAAUGGAGAUGAAGAAUAUUGAGAAGCCAGCAAGCACUGACCCUGCAGGGAGGGACUCCCCCAUCCAGAGCUGCCAAGACCUCACACCAGUCAGUCACAGCCAGUCGGAAACCCAAAUGGGGAGCAAAACCACCUCUCAUUCAGGUCAAGACACAGAGGAAGCAGGAAGCUCCAUGUCUACUCUCGAGAGGUCACUGGCUGCACGCCGAGCCACUCGGGCAAAGCUCAUGAUCCCUAUGGAUGCCCAGUCCAACAAUCCUGCUGUUGUGAGUGCCAUCCCUGUGCCAACCCUAGAAAGUGCCCAGUACCCAGGAAUCCUUCCAUCGCCCACGUGUGGAUACCCCCACCCGCAGUUCAGCCUCCGGCCGGUGCCGUUCCCAACACUGUCAGUGGACCGAGGUUUCGGAGCAGGAAAAACGGUGAGUGAAGGACCAACCACCCAGCAGCCACCCAUGUUGCCCCCGGCGCAGGCUGAGCACCCCAGCAGCGAGGAGGCGCCCAGCAGAACCAUCCCCACGGCCUGCGUCCGACCGACUCACCCGCUCCGCAGCUUCGCUAACCCUUUGCUACCUCCACCAAUGAGUGCAAUAGAACCGAAAGUCCCUUACACACCGCUUCUGUCGCAGCCAGGGCCGACUCUUCCCAAGACUCACGUUAAAACAGCCUCUCUGGGGCUGGCGGGAAAGGCGAGAUCUCCUUUGCUUCCUGUGUCUGUGCCAACAGCCCCCGAAACGUCUGAGGACAGCCCCAAACCAGCAGAGGAUCCAGCCAGUGUAAGGCCGGCCCCGCAGGUCACGCCGCACCGCGGGACGCACCGCCACGCCACUCAGCCUAAGCCAGCCACACGCUCCAUUAGCCGCAAGCCCGUGUUGUUCUUAGCGUUUCGUUCUCCUGCAGCUGAGCAUGAAGGGGAAAAAAUGACAGCAAGGAUUUAGUUACAUAAAAAAAUCACUGGGACUUACAGGCAAUCUUAGAAAUACAAGUUGACAGCAUCAGAAUAUGUGACUUACAUAUAUAUAUAUAUAUCUAUGUUUAUAUGCGUGUGUGUUCCUAUCAGUGGGAUGAAACACCUUGGUGUACCUGAAGUAAAACUCCAGUAACCAGAGCUACACUCUGAGUUUUCUGAAGUUAUCAUAAAUCUCACUUUUAAAGUCAUAAAAUAGCCUAGAAAUAUAGAAUUGAGAAGAGGAAAAUACAAAAUGAAGACAUGAAGGAAGGAAUUUAAGAAGAAAGAACCAAUAUAUUAAAAUAAGAUGGGAAAGUUUAUUUAAUGAGAGAAAAAGUUUGCCAACUCAGGGAAGAAGCUAAAAAGUGGUCAAAUUAGAAAACUCAGAAAAUGAAUGGGGGGCAAAAAACCCCUGAAAUUUUGAGAGAGCAAACAUUCUCCCUCAAAAUGCAUUGUGAUGCAGAUUUUAAAAGAUUUUGCCUAAAAGCAGCAAUUCAGAAAACUCCAGAGCAUUUCUAAAUAUAAUUCAAGAGAAAAACAUUUAACAGGAGGCUGAGGAUCUAACGCAUAAGAUACCUUGAAAAAUCAGAGGACUGGUGGGAGGAGGGGAGAUGGAAAAACAGACUAGAAUUACUUCAUUUGAAAGAACAGUAAAUUUUUUCUUGAUUUUACUUGUUUUCAGUACUACAAACAAUAUUUUAACUACCUGGACACCAGCCAAUCGAGAUGUGUGUAUGGGUGUGAGUAUUUGGCAGAAGUAUGUUAUUUAAUUCACAUACUUCUGUAUACUUAAAAGAUUCACAUUUAUAAGGAUCUAAUGCACUACUUGGUUAGGAGUAUAGCCAUUUACAUAAUACAUAUCUCAUAAGGAAUCACAUCAGGUGGCCCAUUUUUGCAUUUAAGUUUGACUCUGAGGCAUGGCAGCCAAAGGUAUAAUACGAAGAGUAGUAAGAUUGUAUGUUAAAGGAAAUACAGAGAUGGGGCCAAUAAUCUAGAUCAUCAUAAUCCUAUAGAAAUAUAAUGGGAACCACACAUGUAAUGUAAAACUUUCUAGUACUAACUCCUAUAUAUGGUCCCACCAGAUAGCACAGGAAACUAUAUUCAGUACCUUCUAAUAGUCUAUAAUGAAAAAAUCUGGAAGGGAAUAUAUAUAC
This is a messenger RNA of Camelus dromedarius (Arabian camel), 6275 nucleotides long. RefSeq names its product DCC netrin 1 receptor (gene DCC). Lineage: Eukaryota; Metazoa; Chordata; Mammalia; Artiodactyla; Camelidae. Bases 701 to 5110 code for a protein of 1469 amino acids. The record is from RefSeq and is a predicted model, not a curated record. Gene Ontology annotation, biological process: axon guidance; neuron migration; cell-cell adhesion. Gene Ontology annotation, cellular component: cell surface; axonal growth cone; plasma membrane. Gene Ontology annotation, molecular function: protein binding. The transcript has 28 exons.